Molecule: messenger RNA, 6856 nt
Organism: Monopterus albus (swamp eel)
Lineage: Eukaryota; Metazoa; Chordata; Actinopteri; Synbranchiformes; Synbranchidae
Gene: dhx15
Product: DEAH (Asp-Glu-Ala-His) box helicase 15
Exons: 14
Coding region: 368-2575 (735 amino acids)
Cellular component (GO): intracellular anatomical structure; spliceosomal complex
Molecular function (GO): RNA helicase activity; ATP binding; RNA binding
Source: RefSeq, a predicted model, not a curated record
AAAGAGUCAUAUAACAACAAAAUGUUUCAGGAUGCUUGACACAAAUAGCACACAUCUGUAUGCUCUGCAAAGGAGAGACGCUCUGGACUGAAGGGGGCGAGACAGCAGCGGUGCCUGUGCUGUGUGGCAGGCACAUCAUCAUCAUCAUCAGCAGCAGCAGCAGCAUCAUCAUCCCGACUCGACCGAGAGACAACAGAUCUGCUGCAUCCUCCCCCGCAUCCCUGAGCCACUGCAUAAUAACAGCGGGCAGUGCGAUAGGCAGCACUAUGUGCAGGACUCAGUAAGGCCCGGGACCUUUUCCAUGCAACGUGCUCAUCGGCUUUCGGAGUAAAUCGUGGCUUUCGAGUUAUUCUUGUCAAGGACAACAAUGAUGAGAUGUGACCGUGACAGAGACAGAGACCGUGAUGAGCGGUCGAAGGCCGCGGACCGUGACCGUGACAGAGACAGGGAUGUGAAGUCAUCUGGGGUGCCCAACAACCCAGCCGCAGGCAGUGGAGUCUUUCCUAAGCUAACCGUGGUGCAGCAGCAAAUCAACCCUUUCACCAACCUGCCCCACACGCCACGCUACUAUGAGAUCCUCAGGAAGCGGCUGCAGCUGCCUGUCUGGGAGUACAGGGAGCGCUUCACUGACAUCCUGAUGCAGAACCAGUGUUUUGUGCUGGUGGGAGAGACGGGCUCUGGAAAGACCACACAGAUCCCUCAGUGGUGCGUGGAUAUGGUGCGCUCAGUGCCGGGACCAAAGAGAGCGGUGGCCUGCACCCAGCCCAGGAGGGUGGCAGCCAUGAGCGUGGCCCAGAGGGUGGCGGACGAGAUGGAUGUCGUGCUGGGCCAGGAGGUGGGCUACUCCAUCAGGUUUGAGGACUGCAGCUCUGCCAAGACGGUGCUCAAGUACAUGACAGAUGGUAUGCUGCUGCGGGAGGCCAUGAACGAUCCCCUAAUGGAGCGCUAUGGUGUUGUCAUCCUGGACGAGGCCCACGAACGCACAUUAGCCACAGACAUCCUCAUGGGGGUCCUCAAAGAGGUGGUCCGCCAGAGGCCUGACCUUAAGGUCAUCAUCAUGAGCGCCACGCUCGAUGCUGGUAAGUUCCAGGUCUACUUUGACAGCUGCCCACUCCUAACCAUACCCGGGCGCACGCACCCCGUGGAGAUAUUCUACACACCCGAACCGGAGCGGGACUACCUGGAGGCGGCCAUCCGGACCGUGAUCCAGAUCCACAUGUGUGAGGAGGAUGAAGGGGACAUUCUGCUCUUCCUCACUGGCCAAGAGGAAAUUGACGAGGCAUGCAAACGAAUCAAGAGGGAGGUUGACGACCUGGGGCCUGAGGUUGGCGAUAUGAAAAUCAUCCCGCUGUACUCCACGCUGCCUCCACAGCAGCAGCAGAGGAUCUUUGAGCCACCCCCACCCAGUAAAGCAAAUGGUGCAGUCGGAAGGAAGGUCGUCGUGUCAACAAACAUCGCCGAGACAUCUCUCACCAUCGACGGCGUGGUGUUUGUAAUUGAUCCUGGAUUUGCCAAGCAAAAGGUGUAUAAUCCACGUAUUCGAGUGGAAUCACUUUUGGUGACAGCCAUCAGCAAGGCCUCGGCCCAGCAGAGGGCAGGCCGCGCUGGACGGACACGCCCUGGAAAGUGUUUCCGCCUCUACACAGAAAAAGCUUACAAGACAGAAAUGCAGGACAACACGUAUCCAGAGAUCCUGAGGUCCAACCUGGCCUCCGUGGUGCUGCAGCUGAAGAAGCUGGGUAUUGAUGACCUGGUGCACUUUGACUUCAUGGACCCACCAGCCCCAGAGACCUUGAUGCGAGCCCUGGAGUUGCUGAACUACCUGGCAGCACUCAACGAUGAUGGCGACCUGACAGAGCUGGGCUCCAUGAUGGCAGAGUUCCCCCUGGACCCCCAGCUGGCCAAGAUGGUCAUCGCCAGCUGUGAAUUCAACUGCUCGAACGAGGUCCUCUCAAUCACUGCCAUGUUGUCAGUCCCACAGUGCUUCGUUCGACCCAUGGAGGCUAAGAAGGCGGCUGACGAGUCCAAGAUGCGCUUCGCCCACAUUGAUGGAGACCACCUGACGCUGCUCAACGUCUACCACGCCUUUAAACAGAACCACGAGUCCACUCAGUGGUGCUAUGACAACUUUGUCAACUAUCGCUCGCUGAUGUCAGCAGACAAUGUGCGCCAGCAGCUGUCUAGGAUCAUGGAGCGCUUCAGCCUGCCGCGGCGGAGCAUGGAGUUCGGCAGCAGAGACUACUACAUCAACAUCCGCCGGGCGCUGGUCACCGGCUUCUUCAUGCAGAUCGCUCACCUGGAGCGCACCGGCCAUUACCUGACGGUGAAGGACAACCAAGUCGUACAGCUGCACCCCUCCACCGUGCUGGACCACAAGCCUGAGUGGGUGCUCUACAACGAGUUUGUGCUCACCACCAAAAAUUACAUCCGCACGUGCACGGACAUCAAGCCAGAGUGGCUGGUGAAAAUUGCCCCACAGUACUAUGAGAUGAGUAACUUCCCCCAGUGUGAAGCAAAGAGGCAGCUGGAGCGUAUCAUUGCAAAACUCUCAUCCAAGGAAUACACUCAGUACUAAGACGGUCUGCAUGUGUGCUGCAGCAGCAGCCACGCUAUUUGUACAAAGUACCAUCGGUACUAUAUUUUCUAUGUCCACUAACUCUUCAUUUUAAAUGAUAUUUUUGUCUCACCGUGUUCACUGUAUUUUCAUAAUGGUUCCUGAAUUGGGCCCUGUUACUUUGAGGGCUUCGUUAUGUCAUUGUCAUUGAUGCAGCACUAAAAACGGACUGACUGACCAGUAAUCAGCAAUUAGCUGUUAACCCUCUCAGUCUGUGGCAUGAUGUUUUAUGUCAAGUUCAUUCCUCUUAAAAGCAUCAAUACUAAUAAUACUAAGCUGUGGAAAUGAAACGGCAUUAGUCCACGUAGAGAAGCUUUACUGUAACAUGUCAUAGUGCGACUGAGAGGGGCUUGUAUUUCAACUUUUCAACAUAAUAAAAUGACUUUGUAAUGAAAGAACAUUUUUCUGGUAGCAGAAUUAAGAUAACGGGAUAAUCUGAGCAUGACUCCCUCACACAUGCGCACUGAGCAAUCCCAUUGUAAGCUUCCACAUUCAGCUCGUUUCCUUUCUCUUCAGGGAAGUGGAGUUUUCUUACUGGGAUAUUGAUAUCUUCAGAAACAGUUGGAGUGAGGGCCAAUGUUAAUUACAAAUGUUUUGGAACAAGAGCAGUGUGAAAUCCCUGCUGUGCCGAAGCCUGUUCUGGCUGUCCUUCUCUGUCAGCGCCUGCUUAAUGUGGAAGGUAAAGCGUGAAUUCUUAGCACUGCACUGAACUAAAACGUAACCAGCUAGUGAGUAACACAACUUAAACCGUUUAGUCAUUUGUAGCACAGUUACGUCACUCACUACUGUCUUAUCAGCCUAAAUGUACGGUGCAUCAUCACCGAGCUCUUAAGAAUAUGUUAGCCACAAGGAAAAGGAACAAACUCUGCUGCCAGAGCUUUCUUCUUGUUCUAUGGGUCAACAGCUGCCUGCAGGUGGCAGAGAAGUCUCUGAAGAUGCAGGGUGUCCCUCCCCAGUGCUCAGGUUAUUCUCCAUCCCUGAGAUGCACGUAACGAUCAACCUCGUCCAAUCCCCCUUAUGCUGGUUGCACUAUGCAAGUGGCCGGUCUUAGCAUAUGAAGUGUUUGCCUGUAAAACACCUUUUAAUUGCUCUACUUGUUCAUCUCUAGCAGUUCUGUGUAGAGGAGCUGGACGUAUAACAAAGCAGUCACCUAAGUUUAAUCUAUACCCUGUCUCAGCACAAUAGCUAAUGCAAAGCAAAUGUCCAAUUUUUCAGGGCUCUCUUAAAUCGUAUCUAACAAGUAAUUUAUAUAACCAGCUCCCUUUUUCCCCAAGUAUAGCCUUGCUUUCCUCUGUUUUGCAUCUCAAUGUUACAUCAAUUGUAAGCAAAAUAUACAUCACAAUGAGGACAGAGGCAAAAACGAACCGGUAAGCGUUUUUCACAAUCUCUGUAGUGUCUGGAAGUAGGCAGGCAGAGAUACUGGACCUGCUGAGGGAGUUUUAAAUUAAGCCUGCAGAUUGUGUAAUAUGCUAGGUCAGGAAAUUAGCAUGUGUUAAUAUUUUUUGGACUGUUGGGAGACAACUUUUUAAGUGGAUGGCUUUUUGCUGGGGAAUGUAGUGAGGACCACAAAAUGGUGCCAGAGAGAUUAGUCUCCCUCCAAAGUGAAGCCAAUAGAAAACCCAUUAGUUUGAGCUGAUGUGGAAAUUAUAUGGAAUUGAUCCUGAGGUAAGAACAGUUUUUCAUGCUCAAUACUUCCCAUUGAUUCACGCUGCCAUAAUUACAAAUGAAAAUCGUUAUGUCUCCGAGUUGUAUUUUGUUAGUGUCCGAUGUGAGGCUACAUGACGGGUGCGUGCAGCGUGUAACCAUGUCUGUCUGGAGCUAGAUGUUCAUACAGAAGAAUUAUAAAAUCUUAUUAAAAAAUUGAAUGUUGACAGAAUUGGAAUGAGGUUUAAUAAAUUGCAUGUAUUUAUUUGGAUUGCUUAGCUAUUAAAACCCAAAAAGGAACUUGAGGUCAAGGCUGUGCAGAGCUGAGCCUCACAGGAGUGUGCUGUAUAUUGUCGCACACCCGCCCCUGCACCCUCUGCUGAUGUAAGGGGCAUUUUAUGUGGCUCUUUGACAGUAACUCACCGGAAGUAGCAAACACAAACAAACAGCAGACAGCUAUUGUUGAGCAUGUUUCCAAACAGUGUGAAUCACCGGCUCGCUGCAGCUCAAUCUCCUCCCACCCACAGAGUCCUGGAUGGUGCCUCAUCAUCAUUUGAGACCGUGGGUAGGGAAGUUUAUUGCAGAUCACCUCAGCAUUUCAGGAAAUCCAUCCACCCACCCAGUCCUCCUCCAAUCCCACGCCGGCCCUUUCCCCCCCCACCGGGGCCACCGCCAAUCGGAGCAGAGACAGGUGUCUUAUCUCCAUCGCACAGCGCAAGCACAGCCAAUCUUCCAGGAAGAUGAUGACUGGAAUGUGACAAAUCCAUCUGUCCUGGUUUGAAUUUGUAUGCUAAUUUGAAGUAAUAGCCCCUCUGGUGACAGUGCAAGGGAACAAUUCAAUCAUGCCAUCUAUGACAGUUGCUUUCCAGCCUUCUCUGUGAUAUGGGAGUAUAUGCACAUACUGCCGGGUUAGGCUUGAUAGAUUGGUUGUGUAGGGGAGAUGUGGCAUGUAGACUGCAUAUUUAAAAUGGGCUGCCAGUUUGAAAUGAAUCACGCAACUACUGAAGGCACCUGGGCAGAGAUGUGCAGCCACUACCUGCAGGCAGAGGGGAAGCGAUAUUUGAUUUGACCUCAUUUAUUUCUCCACAUCAGUGCCGGAUCGGUCCUGAACUUUCACAAAAUGCGUCUGCCGCGGCCUUCGCCAGUUACAUGUGAAUAAUAGAAAUACCUCCACAUAAAAUCACACUAACACAAUUGCUACACUGUCACAUUGAAUUAUCUCAGGCUGUUGAUUUGAUUCAGUGAAAAGCUUUCAUGCAUCGCCGGGCAGAAGAAGAAACGCAACAUACAGGCAUGAACAAACUGAGAUGUGCCAUGUAUUCAGAACUUUGAAGGCAGCUGUACCAUUUGUGAUUUCUUUUCUGCCUUGGCACUCCCCCGCUGUGCAAAUGUAUGGCACUUCAUAAUCUUUAAAUUAAUCUAAAGCAGAGGGCACAUGAUGGUUAAGACUGACGAACAAACUGCUCUUACUUUUGCUUGCAUCAGUCUGUUUCUCCACCAGAUCAGGGCUGGCUUUCUUUCAAAACUGAGUAGGUUUCACACAUUUAUUCUCACCGAUAAUAUAUUUUCUUUAAAAUAUGCUACACAAUAACCAAAAGGUAUAAAAUCACCUUGCAGAUUUGCAGUUAUGGCUAUUCUAAGGCAAUAAAUGUUUUUUUUUAUUCCACAAUUUGCAGUCGUGACAUUGCUAACAAGCCUCAUGAGAACUGGCUUGAUGAAAUAUAGGAACAGUGUCAUUUUCUCUUUCUAUACUCUCAUUACUGCAGUGAAUUCUGAAGAGUUUCUGCAGGAAAAGAAAAUGCACAGCGCUGUACCAAUUGACCAAACUUCAAGCUGGUACAGCUCAUGCGUGGCAAACGCCUCUGAUCAAACAAGGAGGCCAGCAAAGAAAACUGAUGAGCAAAAGGCCAGUCUGACUGCAUGGCUCUCCUGUCAUGAUAAAUGGCGUGCUAAAAGACAGCUCUCCAAAUGAGCUGUGCUAGCAGCCCUCCUUGUGGAUUGUAGGGGAGUGAAAAGAUUUUCAUUGCUCAGCAUGGCUGCACAAGUUGGACAGAACACUAUUACUGGCUUUGUUGUGAAGGAAGAAGGUUUUCUUCAAAGAUUUACAAUAUUCAAAUGGUUGAUACAGUAUAUUGUCUUGGUAUAAAACUAAAAUUGAACUUUAAUCAGGCCGACUUUUUGUUUUGAUCCAUCAUAAUGAGCUUGAUUGAACUCGCAACUGUGUCAUAGUGUGUAUGACCAAUAGAAUAAUGAAAUGUAACCAAACACCAUCUGUAAAAAAUAAACUUUCAUUGGCUUUAAUGUUUACAUGUACUGGAUGCCUUCAGCCUAGACUAAUCUCUGUCAUGCAUGAGCCCCGUCAUUACAAGUGAAGUGUCUAUAAUGUUAUGCUUUUGUAGGUUUAUGUACAAGGACGUUCCUGACCCCGCGUUGCAUACUGUGGACGUACUGCACGGCUCCGAGGAAGCCAGUGAUCCACAUUCAGCAAGAUUUUCAGUGGCGCAUGAACAAUUUUGACAUGCAAGAUACUCUAAUGGAAUUACAGUAAUAUAAGAGUAAUUUUAUGUCAGCCUUUUGCCAGACUGUAUAAAUUGAGCG